Molecule: messenger RNA, 221 nt
Organism: Strongylus vulgaris
Lineage: Eukaryota; Metazoa; Nematoda; Chromadorea; Rhabditida; Strongylidae
Source: the annotation of a GenBank genome assembly
AUGGGAUAUGGAGAUGAGCCCGACUAUCUGUAUAUUGAAAAUUCUCUAAAAGCGAUAGCGAAAGAGAGAAAGAUUGAUUUCCAAAGACAGCUAGACUGGAUUGGCAAAGUGCCAUUGAAAAAGACGGAAGAGGAGAGUGAAACCACUUCAUCGGACAAUAGAAAAACUGGUGAGGACGAUGAUGAUAGCGAAGAUAAGAAAAAGAGGCAGAAAAAGUAAGC